Colletotrichum navitas is the source of this 850-nucleotide messenger RNA. RefSeq lists its product as uncharacterized. The coding region runs from base 203 to 850 and encodes 215 amino acids. The record is from RefSeq and is a predicted model, not a curated record. Lineage: Eukaryota; Fungi; Ascomycota; Sordariomycetes; Glomerellales; Glomerellaceae. Gene Ontology annotation, cellular component: cytoplasm; nucleus. The transcript is spliced from 2 exons.
CUCAUAUUCUUCACUUCUCUCUCUCUCUAAAAUUACCUUUCACCACAACUUUCGCUCGACUACACGACCCCAAUCGCCCAGGUAUCAUCCUCGCUUCAGCAUCUUUGCUGUUGUAUACAGUCCUUUCCCCCUCGCUCAUCUCAAACUUCGGUUUUCUACACAGUAUCGUCAGCUAUACUUUACCACCGCAAUACCCAAGAAAAUGGACGAUUUCUGCGUGCGCCUCCUCUCCUUCUUCGAGCGAGGCACAGACGGCAAGCCUGGCCGCUGGCCUCACCCGGCUCUAUCGCCCGAGGACAUGGCGGGCGCCGGCUUCCGACUCCAGGGCAGUCAGGCAAAGCCCGGCGACAACGUCAUUUGUUGCUUUUGCAAGCUUCAGGCUUGGAAGUGGGAGACCAAAGACGAUCCCUACCAUCAACACCAAGAAGCCUCACCCAAGUGCGAAUACGUGACCUCCGACAUCUUCAAGGAACACCACGACGUCUUCCUCCAGAAACAGCUUGACGUGACGGAGGUGGUUCAAGGGCCUCUGAGCCCCCCGCCUACCCCAACCAAAAGGUCGUACAAACCGCGCCGUCGGAUGGGAUUGUCUCCCAUCGUGACGGUCUACGACAGCGCGCCUUCCCACCAGGCAACCAAGUCGUUGGGGCUGCAGGAGCAGUCUCAGAGACCGACCGUAUCCGUAACGGCUGGAUGUGUUGAGGUCUUCAUUCGGGUCUGUGACCAGGGCGAGCGAGGCAAGUUCCCUGCCUUGUUUCUGGACUUCGCACAGACGCCAAAAGAAUUCGCCUUGAGUAGGCAUUACGCUGGGAAGGUACUCCGACACAACCGUCAGCUAAAAUCAACAUGA